This is a messenger RNA of Passer domesticus (house sparrow), 3602 nucleotides long. It is a transcript of the gene BTD, whose product is annotated as biotinidase. Bases 874 to 2454 code for a protein of 526 amino acids. The record is from RefSeq and is a predicted model, not a curated record. The transcript has 4 exons. Gene Ontology annotation, biological process: biotin metabolic process. Gene Ontology annotation, molecular function: hydrolase activity, acting on carbon-nitrogen (but not peptide) bonds, in linear amides. NCBI's taxonomy places the organism in Eukaryota, Metazoa, Chordata, Aves, Passeriformes, Passeridae.
AGCCGGACCCGGAUCAGGAUCAGGAUCAGGAUCAGGAUCCGGCCGGGUCUUCCCGGGAGCGGGGCAGGCCGGGCCGGGAGGGAUCGCUGCGGGCCCGGCCGCGGCCCCGGUGGCCUCCGAGAGCCGCAGGGCCGCGCGGUACCCGUGCGGGGCUGCCAGAGGUGGCGGGCGCGGAGCGGGGCGGAGUGCGCGGUCCGGUGCCCGGCGGCACCGGGAGCGGUGCCACACACCCUCCCAAAUCCCGGCACGGGUGACAGCAUGGCCUUGCCUCACGGCCCGCCUUGUCCAGCCAAACCACUGGUGACGGCAGCGCUCCAUUCGCCCUCGCUCGCCAAACAACGAAAAAAUAUAGAUAACAAAACGCAGAUAACAAAAACCUUCACAAAACCUGCAUUAUAAAAUUCCGUAAUAUAAUGCAGCAAAUAAAAGCAGUAUACAGGAGGUAUCAGUGGAAAACCCCUUGAAUUUCACGAUCUGUAUUUUUUAAAUAUGUUGUAUAAUAUAUAGUGGAAUGUCAGCAAACUCACAAUCCAUUAUUACCAUUCAAGCUAAAAAACCACUUUAUUUUUUCAUACCCCACUGAAUAGUAGUCAUUACUGUGUGUGUUACUAUUAUUACUGUUUAUGUUAAUAUACUGUAUGUUGGGCAUAGCUUAACAUGCAUUUACUAUUAAUCACUCAGGAGGACCCAGACUAAUGCUGUGCUACUUCUGUUAUUUCUAGAUUCUUCUGAGUGUAGAAGUGUGAAGAACAAGGGUAUGUGUUGCUUUUCUCUGUGUAUACAUCCAGGUGUGGUGACAGGUGACAGAUUUCUAAUCUUCCAAAGUUGUUGAAAAGUGACUGGAUGCUUUACUUCACAGUACACUGAGAUCAGAUGGUUCUGAAAAGAUUUAUGGCAUCCACCAUGGUGUCUCUGUGCUGGAAGCUGCCCAUCUGCUUUCUCUUCUACCAAGUGGUCUCAGGAAGGGUGAGGAGGGAGGGGCACUACGUGGCGGCUGUGUACGAGCACGAGUCCAUCCUGAGCCCCACCCCGGCGGCGCUGGUGGAGCGACGCUCCGCGCUGGAGCUCAUGGGCAGGAACCUCGACAUCUACGAGCAGCAAGUGCAGGCUGCUGCCAGGCAGGGAGCCCAGAUCAUUGUUUUUCCUGAAGAUGGAAUCCAUGGCUUCAACUUCACCAGAAGCUCCAUUUACCCUUACUUGGAUUUCAUUCCACAUUCACACUCUGGGAAGUGGAAUCCCUGCAGAGAGCCCUAUUUGUACAAUGACACAGAGGUGCUUCAGCGCCUGAGCUGCAUGGCUCUGAAGAACAAGAUAUUCCUUGUGGCCAACCUGGGCACCAAGCAGCCGUGCGAGCGCGCGGAGCCGCGCUGCCCGCCGGACGGGCGGUUCCAGUUCAACACCAACGUGGCGUUGGCCGCCGACGGCGCGCUGCUGGCCGCCUAUCGCAAACACAACCUGUACUUCGAGAACGCCUUCGACACCCCCGCCGAGCCAGAGCACGCGUUCUUUGACACCCCUUUUGCUGGCAAGUUUGGCAUGUUCACCUGCUUCGAUAUACUCUUUUUUGAGCCUGCAGUGAGCCUCAUCAGACAAUACAAUUUGAAGCAAAUCGUUUAUCCAACUGCCUGGAUGAACCAGCUCCCGCUUUUGUCUGCUGUAGAGUUUCAACAAGCUUUUUCAACAGCUUUCAAUGUCAAUAUUUUAGCAGCCAACAUCCACCACCCUACCUUGGGCAUGACAGGGAGUGGCAUAUACACUCCAGUCAAAUCAUUCAUCUAUCACAACAUGGAAAGUUAUGGUGGCAAGCUCAUAGUAGCAGAAAUUCCUGUGAUUACUGCAGAUUAUAAAACCAAAUUAGAGAGUAACGAAAGAUUUAGAGAGAACUUACAUGACUCAUGCAGGACUUUUACAAGCACCUCACUGGAUGAUGAAGUUUGCUUUAAGGAGCAAGAGACUCCUGGCAGAGUAUCUGAAAAAGGAAAGGAACAGUCACCUCCUUCCUUUUAUGCAGAAAUGAUGUAUGACAACUUCACUUUUGUUCCGUUAUGGGGGGAAAAGGGAGAGCUCCAGGUUUGUGCCAAUAGCCUUUGCUGUUACUUAAACUAUCGCAGAGCUGCUCUGAGUGAUGAAUUGUAUGCUUUGGGAGUUUUUGAUGGGCUCCACACAGUGCAUGGCACAUACUAUGUCCAGGCCUGUGCCUUGGUGAAGUGUGGUGGUCUCAGCUUUAGCACUUGUGGACAGGAGGUCACGGAUGCCACUGCUCUGAUAGAUUUCCAGCUAUGGGGAAAUAUGAGCACCCCUUACAUCUUUCCUUUGCUGCUGACAUCUGGUAUUACCUUGGACUUUGCUGAUCACAUGGGCUGGAAAAACAACCACUAUUUCCUCAGCAAAAAUAGAACAUCUGCUGGCCUCCUGACAGCUGCUCUCUAUGGACGAUGGUAUGAAAAGGACUAGCACAGAUACUUGACUGAGUCAGAAAGCAACUGCCCAUAUGUUCAGAGUAUGUAUCUUAAGAGAAAUUGUUAAAUAUCCAUAUUUGCUAGAGGUUCAGGUGUGUUUGUCCCAUCACUGCCUGAUGAGGUCCCACAUUUGAAAUAAUGGCUGUUAGUACAGUCUGUACUCUGGUAGCUUAUGUCCUACCAGGAGUGAGAGAACUGCCUUGCAAAGGUAAAAGCUUGCUGUGAUCUGGUGAGAUGAUUUAUACCAGAAAAUAACACUUCUCAUUUCAACUGAAUUUGUUCCUUUUAAUUUAAUCCUUUGGUUUUUGGGGGCCCUGGCUGGGAGUGAGGAAAUUAAUAGAAUGGAAAACUACUGCAAGAGAAAAACCCAAACAAACAAAAUAAAGGGUAUUCUGCAUAACAUGGACAAAAACAUGUAGGUGUACACACAGUUGGCUUUUAUUUGCUGAAGUUCUCAUCUCUGGUUAAGGUGCCAUGAUUGGUUUUUUUUCUUAGAGUCAAAAACUUCCAGCUGAAAUCAUUACCAUGGACUGGCCACUCGGGUAUCUAUAAUCCUGUUACACAUUUAACUGAAUGUUACAGUUGUAAACAUUUACAGAAUGGCUAAUCUGAGAAACAGGGUAUCAGUGACUGUAAAAACCUAGACUGCAGCAAGACACAAUUCACAAGAAAUUAUGUUCAAAGAAAACAUCAGCAUUGAUUAUCAGUGGCCAUGUUAUGUACUGUUUGAGUACUUUAACUUUCCCUGUUUAAAAGAGCAGUCAUUUUAAGACUGUUUUGACUUUAAGACAUCUUACACACUGCUCAUGAAUUUAUUCAAGAGGAGUUAUGAAAAGCACAUAAUAAGCUGUGGGACAGCAAGGAUUUUGCAUCAAUGCUUCAUGUGCCAGAUGGCAGGUUUGUGUUGCUCAGUAAAACACACCUUUUUUUUCCAGAGCAAUAACUAGAUUAAGUGCUAUAGCUGUUCUACUGCAGUGAAGAAGCUGGGAAGAGAAUAUUCAAACGUUAUUAAUUUGGGGUUACAUUCAGACAAGUUAAGGUAUUCUCAAGCAUUAUCAUUUUAUGGGGUCUUAUUGGCUAUUAUGACUUCAUCUGGGUAAUGGCUGUUGAGUAAUGGAAUAAACACAACUGUUCCUUUGGUGA